Erinaceus europaeus (western European hedgehog) is the source of this 1487-nucleotide messenger RNA. RefSeq names its product PAK1 interacting protein 1 (gene PAK1IP1). Gene Ontology annotation, molecular function: protein binding. The coding region runs from base 75 to 1235 and encodes 386 amino acids. NCBI's taxonomy places the organism in Eukaryota, Metazoa, Chordata, Mammalia, Eulipotyphla, Erinaceidae. The record is from RefSeq and is a predicted model, not a curated record. The transcript has 10 exons.
AGGACCCUUUCCUCGCGCGUCGACUCGGUCACAUCCGUGUCGCAGCCGGCUGUGUGAGAGGCACGCGGCGAGUGAUGGAGCUGGUGGCUGGCUGCUACGAGCAGGUCCUUUUCGGCUUCUCUGUGCUCCCGGAGCCUGCGGCGAACGGAAACCACAAGCAGAAAUGGACUCCCUUGGCUGACUUCACUCACCAUGCCCAUACUGCCUCGUUGUCAGCAGUGGCUGUAAAUAGUCGUUUUGCAGUCACUGGGAGCAAAGAUGAAACAAUUCAUAUUUAUGACAUGAAGAAGAAGGUAGACCAUGGGGCUCUAGUGCAUCACAAUGGCACAAUAACUUGUCUGAAAUUUCAUGGCAACCGGCACUUAAUCAGCGGGGCAGAAGACGGACUCAUUUGUGUGUGGGAUGCCAAGAACUGGGAAUGUUUGAAGUCCAUUAGAGCUCACAAAGGACAUGUGACCUUUCUUUCUAUUCACCCAUCUGGCAAGUUGGCCCUGUCUGUAGGAACAGAUAAGACACUAAGAACUUGGAAUCUUGUGGAAGGAAGAUCUGCCUUCAUAAAAAAUAUAAAACAAAAUGCUCACAUAGUGGAGUGGUCCCCGAGAGGAGAGAAGUAUGUAGUUGUUACACUGAGUAAAAUCGAUGUUUAUCACCUUGACACUGCCUCUGUCAGUGGCACCAUCACAAAUGAAAAGAGAGUGUCUUCUGUUACAUUUCUUUCAGAGUCUGUGCUGGCAGUGGCUGGAGAUGAAGAAACUGUAAGAUUUUUUGACUGUGAUUCACUAACGUGCCUCUGUGAAUUUAAAGCCCACGAAAAUAGGGUAAAAGACAUAUGCAGUUUUGAGAUUCCAGAGCACCAUGUCAUUGUUACAGCAUCAAAUGAUGGCUUCAUCAAAAUGUGGAAGCUUCAACAGAAUAUGAAAGUCCCCCCAUCUUUACUCUGCGAAGUGAACACCAACGCCAGACUAACUUGUCUUGGUGUGUGGCUGGACGGAGUGAUGGGUUCAGAAGGAAGCCAUCCUGCUGCAGAGCCUUCUCCUGUUAAUGAAGAAGAAGAGUCCAAAACCAGCAAAAAGCAAUCUGGCUAUACAGUGCAGAAAACAGAGAGGCAGUUGAAGCCUAACAAGAAGAAAUGUGACAGUAGUAAGCCAGUGAGAGAAGACAGUGUGGUGUCAACCAAGAAGAGAAAAAUGGAAGAAAUAUUGGAAAAAAAGAAGAGGAAAAAGAAGAAAAUAUAAGUGAUACAGUGGAUUCUAGUUUUUUUUCUAAGAGGAAAAAAUGGGAACACUUUUCUGAUGUGCCUAAUUUUUUUUUUCUCUCUAGUAAAAGCUGGGACUGUAAAUAGCAAGCACGUGUGACUUUAUUUUUUAAGAUAGUGGUAAAACUACUUUGGUAAUCAGCAUUUUAUUAUAUACCAUGGUGAUAAUUACUAUAUUAAUGUGUAAUAUAUACUUUUUAUUGUGUAAAAUAAAAUAUUUUUUCCCUCAUAA